Messenger RNA from Schistosoma turkestanicum, 675 nucleotides. The record is from the annotation of a GenBank genome assembly. Lineage: Eukaryota; Metazoa; Platyhelminthes; Trematoda; Strigeidida; Schistosomatidae.
AUGACAAGUGAAGAGAGCCUCAAUCGAUUUGAAAUGAAUCAAUCAACAAGUUAUACCGAGUCGAUUUAUCAUUUCUGUUAUGGUUUUUUAUUGCAUCAUUUACACGUAAAAAAUAAAUCAAAAUCAUUUGAACGUACUGAAGCAGAAAACGAAGUUGAAAAAAUUAAACCUAUCUAUCCGGUUCGAUUAUGUUUAUUAUUUUGUAAAGAUCGUUUACGCAUAAAACGUUUUAUCACACAUACUAAUCGUUAUAAACGUUAUACACUAUUUUACAAACAAAUUGAAGUUUACUAUUUUACUCCACAUAUGAAACAUUUAGUAAUUUUAGGUAUUAUUUCACCAAAUGGUAGUAAACGUGGCUAUCAAUACAUUUAUAUUGAAAAUAAAGAUGAUCAUUUUAAAAUACAAACAAUAUUAAAUCAGAUAUUUGAAAAUCCAUUGAAAAUAUUAUCAAAUAUGCCGAUCGUUGGUCAAUUGAUUAUUGACAGUUUUAAAAAUGAAUCAAUACGCAGUAGAAGACUUGGACGAUUAAUCAUAGACAGUACAUGUAGACCAAAUAGUGCAAUUGAUAAAAUGCAAGAAAAUGAAGAUUUUGAUCCAGCUAGUGAAGUAGUGUCUAGGAUUGACAAAAUUGAAAUGCUAAUGUAAAUAAUAGAUUGAUACUUAUUCAUUUCG